UCUACCCGGUUGCGGCGUUUCACUUCAUCUCCGAUAUUGCGGCUGAAAUUAUGUAACGCAUAGAACGCUCCCGUUCUGCCCUUCGACGGCUAAUGCCGACCGACGGGCUAUCUGCCCCGUUCCGGAACGCUCUAGCCAUCUCCUUUCCUGUUCUAGGAAUCAAUUGCUGCCAAGCGAUUUCUGAACUAUUUCGGGACAAUAUGGAGGGAUUCGGACUUUGUCUCGCAAGUGUCUCACCCUGUCUCGCAUUAGGCAAAAACGUGACCUUGUUCCCGCCUGUGACGUCACGCGACACGAUCAGAACUUUGCUACUUGCUCGCACAGUAUUACGUUGGAUUUUGAGUGUCGUAAAAUGUUUACAUAAUGGAAUGACGCGCAAGAAAGCCAGAAAAGGAAUGCUUAUGACUUUAAAUGCCAAACUGGCGGAUUAUGUAGUUUACGUUUUAUCGUAACGGCCACAUUAAAUAUUAUGGCGUCUUUCCUUUUGACUGAUUGCAUUUCCUUUGUAAGCAGCUAUGGAAGGCGCGUGGGUAAAGAAUAUCAACGGAUGGCAAAUAAUAAAGUGGACCUUCUGAACCAUAUCAUUCGCCCAACUCUGUCUUGACUAAUGUAUGUAAACAUGAAUCAGGUGAUGCUCGCCGGAUUGAUGAAAAAUAUCUAGUGAAAGCAAUUUUCUUGUUCAUUAUAAAACAUCGAAAAAAGUGUCCGAAAAUAACUCCUUGAAGAAAAAGAAUUGUCGCAUUGUGCAUUGCCUAAUAAAAAAAAAAAAAAAAAUAUUUCCUAACGAGUUUUUUUACCUCUGUAUAUACAAAAAUUUAUAAUUAAUUUAAUUUC
Messenger RNA from Hermetia illucens (black soldier fly), 834 nucleotides. RefSeq lists its product as uncharacterized. The record is from RefSeq and is a predicted model, not a curated record. The transcript has 2 exons. Lineage: Eukaryota; Metazoa; Arthropoda; Insecta; Diptera; Stratiomyidae. The coding region runs from base 93 to 452 and encodes 119 amino acids.